ACGAGCGCAAAAGUUCCUCCUCCCGGUACCGAGAGCAGCGGACCGGUAACGUCUCUUCCCGUCAUUGCGUGUCGUGGAACCGCUGCCGAAGGAGCGACAUGUCUCCCGGUUUUCUGCGCAGAAUCGUCUCCUGAAGAAAGCGAAGCGCGCGUGACACGCGUUAAAAAAACACAAAAACAAAAACAUCUUUAGUUGGGGAUUUUCUAUCUUUUAUGCGCAAAAGAUGGCGUUCUUCGUGAAAAAGAAGAAAUUCAAGUUCCAGACGCAGCUCACGCUGGAGGAGCUGUCGGCGGUGCCGUUCGUCAACGGGGUUCUGUUCUGCAAGAUGCGGCUGCUGGAGGGGGACUUCGUGGCCACUUCGUCCAGGCAGGAGGUUCAAGAGAACUGUGUCCGUUGGAGGAAGAGGUUCACCUUUGUGUCCAAAAUGAGCGCCAACCCCCACACGGGGGUCCUGGACCCGUCUGUCUGCAGGGUCUCAGUCAGGAAGGAACUCAAAGGAGGAAAAGCGUACUCGAAGCUGGGCUUCACGGACCUCAACAUGGCGGAGUUCGCCGGCUCCGGCUCCACCGUGCGCUGCUGUCUGCUGGAGGGCUACGACACCAAGAACACGCGGCAGGACAACUCCAUCCUGAAGGUGAUCAUCGGGAUGACCCUCCUGUCUGGAGAUCCGUGCUUUAAAACGCCUCCCGGCACCGCGAAGUCCAUCUCCAUCCCGGGACGAGAGCACACCCUGCAGCUGGACUGCAAGGGGGAGGGGACGGCUGAGCCCGGGCCGGCCGGAGGCGUCUCUCUGGGCCGGGCCUCCAAGCCUCGAGCCUCCAUCGUCAGCUCAGGUCUCCUUGACGGAUCCGAAGCGACCCACUACAGUCCUCCUGAAGUCUUCCAGUCCGGCCACUCCCGUAACUCCAGCUACGCCAGCCAGCACAGCAGAAUCUCAGGCUACAGCACCGAGCACUCCUGCUCCUCCAGCCUGUCGGACCUCACCCACCGCAGGAACGCCUCCACGGGCAGCAGCGCCUCCGGGGGCUUGUGCUUCGCCGGUGAGGCGCCGCCCGACGGCGACAAGGACGCCGGACGUCCAGAACGCCCCCUGAGACCCCCGCGGCCCGUCUUGCCCUCCAACAGGCCCCCCAGGAGGAAGCUGGACUCGGUGGAGAGUCACCCCUCCUGGGUGAACGACACCCGAAUGGACGCCGACGACAUCGUGGAGAAAAUCGUCCAAAGCCAGAACUUUGCCGACAUCAACCACACUGAAGACAGUAACCUGCGUCUGUUCGUCAGCAGAGAUGGAACGACAGCGCUCAGCGGCAUCAGGCUCGGAAACAGGGUUUCUGCAGGCGGGUACGAGCCCGUGGUCAUCGAGAGCCGGUGAACCGGUUUCUUCCUCCCGGAGCUUCAGAGACGCCGCGAGAGGAGGAACUUCGCCAGUUUGCACUUUACGUGAAGUUUGUCGUCACUCCGAGGGAAACGCACACGAAACAACACGUUCCUCUGAUCACUGCCUUGUUGUGUGAUCUUUGUUGUCAUUUAUUUUUGACCAGUUAAGGCGGUUUCGAUGUGUGGUUGUCUGAGGUUCUUCUACACACGGCCGGUGUAUUAAUACGUCAGUAGAUGUAGUUUAGAGGAACAGACGAGAGAACCACAGCUGGAGCAAAGAGAUGCUCCUCUGGACGUGUUUUAGAGGCCUCAAAGAAUCAAUAACAGUUAUUUAUUAAGAUGACGGACGGGUGCAACUGGUGGGGAUUUCCCUCAUUGAUUCAAAUCUGGCAAUAACUUGUUCUAUGAUUGGUUAAUUGUUUAGAUGUCAGUCAAAAUGGUGAAAGAUGGGCCAACGUGGCACCUUUAUUAUAAAUAUAACUAAUAUUUUGAUUCUUUUAGGAGGUCUAAAAUACGUCCGCAGCAGAACUCUCCGUCUGCUGCAGUAGAAAAACACGGACUGUGUACAAGCACCUCAAAAGACACACUUCUAAACAUCACUGCUGUCCCUUUUUUUAAAGAGGACUCUCUGUUUUCCGAAGGGGCCCUGAAGCCCUCAUCGAUGUUCUCUCCCACAAAGCCUCCGGACUCAAAAACUCUGGAUUUGACCUCUCAGGAGUGUGAGUUGCUGGUUCAACGCUGCCUCUUUGGGUAGUUCUCAAGAGAUGGAAGUGACUUGUUUUGGAGUCUGGUGGCUUUGAAGCGAGCAGAGAUCUGGGCUUCAGUUACGUCAUCCUGUCGGGACUCGAGGGCGAAGGGGGGGGGGGGGGGGCUAAAUAUAGCGUGAACUUGCACCGCUACAGAUUGUUGUUGUGUUUUAUUUUAAGGUGCAGCGAUGGAUUCCUAACAUGUGAUCCAAGGGUUCAGAAAACCACUGAGCGGCUUCUCUUCUGUUUGUUUGUUUGUUGUUGUUGUUGUUGUUGCUGCUGCUGUUGUUGUUGUUGUUUGUUGCCGUUUCCUCGUUGAUCGAUGGAACAUCGGCUGAACCACUUUGUGCCUGUGAAGUUUCUCUUGAAUGAGCCCUGAAGCACAGCUGAUGGCGAGGAGGGAAACGCCGCUUGUUUGUUUUUGUUUGUUUUUGUUUGUUUUGCUCCGUUUCACUCGUUCGGUGGUGCUUUUAUUUUGGGGAGUUGGAAGACUCUUCGAGGGUCUUCGGUGUCCCCUGGUGGAGCAACAAGGUCCUUGCACAUUUUUCAGCCCCCCCCCCCCUUUUCCGGUGUUUACGAGGGAUGUUUACCUCCCAAGUUUGUUUACAGCCAUCUUCAGAUGAACAAACACCAAAAGAGGCAAAACAACAACAACAACAAAAAAGACACGUUUUGGAAUUUAAUUUUCAUCAACCAGCCGGCUGGUUGCUGCUUUUUAUUUCAUUUUUUUGGGGGGGGGGGGUUAAAGUUUUUUGGGGCCGAUUUUGAACUUUUUUUUUUUUGUGCAGAGUCUUAAAAUCAUAUUUCUUCUGUUUGUAAAAGGUGAAACGAGCCGUAACAACGCACUCCUUUUAAAACGCAGGUCACUUGAAUUUAAUUUGCAACUAAGAGACGAUUUAAAAUCGAUUUGAUUCGUUCAGAAAUCUCUAAAUUAAUUAUUUAAUUUAAUCGUCUCGACCGUAAAGUGACAGAAAAACAAAAAUGGUGAAAAAUAAUCUGAUUUUAUUGAACAUAUUGAUCUUCAAAUUCACGUCACAAUCACACUCGAUAAAUAGAAGAAGCAUUCUGGAAACAAGCAGAAUGUUUUCCCUAAUUUACAAUUAAAAAAAAAACAAAUCAUCUUUUAAGACUUUGUUGUUUAAGCUUAUGCCGAUAUUAAUAUCGAUCCAGUGAAGCUGCAGCUCGUCGUCGUCAGCUCAUUGUAUGGAAGUUGACUCACACUACUCUGUUUAUUAAUCACACGGAUGAACCACUGACCUUAUGGUCUGGAUUUGGGCUGCGUGGCCUUUUAGUGUUCUCUGAAAGCAUUUAUUUAUAUGUAUUGUUUUGCCUGGAGGUUGAUCAUAAGCUACGCACACAAACUCACCUCCCUGAGCUUCUUUUUCUUUUAUUUUAGUAACUCUUAACAAAUUAUUGUGUCGUAACAAAGCUCGUAUAUAUAUCCUAAAUUUAUAGAGAAUCAAGUUUUUCUUUUUUUUUCGGGUCGGCAUGUCCGCGGAAAAUUACUUCUAAACAAUAAAAAGCUAAUUUG
Cyclopterus lumpus (lumpfish) is the source of this 3654-nucleotide messenger RNA. It is a transcript of the gene eeig1a, whose product is annotated as family with sequence similarity 102 member Aa. Lineage: Eukaryota; Metazoa; Chordata; Actinopteri; Perciformes; Cyclopteridae. The record is from RefSeq and is a predicted model, not a curated record. The coding region runs from base 224 to 1372 and encodes 382 amino acids. The transcript is spliced from 12 exons.